Messenger RNA from Diorhabda sublineata, 3602 nucleotides. RefSeq lists its product as uncharacterized. Gene Ontology annotation, molecular function: zinc ion binding; nucleic acid binding. Bases 94 to 918 code for a protein of 274 amino acids. Lineage: Eukaryota; Metazoa; Arthropoda; Insecta; Coleoptera; Chrysomelidae. The transcript has 2 exons. The record is from RefSeq and is a predicted model, not a curated record.
AUGUCACUUAGGUAACAGGUGCAAAUGUUCAAAACUAUAUAGUGGUUUGUUGUCGUUUACUAAGGUUAUAUACUGUUAAUAAACUUCUUAAGUAUGAUUGAAUAUGAAUACGAAGGGUCAGAGGUCAUGUCGAUUAGGGAAAUUGGUUCUUUUGGGUGUGAUAAGAAGACUUGGCUAGAAUAUUCUAGUCAUAUGGAAUCAAUUUUUUCAAAGUAUAAGGUUAGGAAAGGUCUGAAAAAACUUAUUUGUAUAGAGGCAAUGGGCGCCAAAAUCUUUGAUCUUUUAACAAUUCUCGUUAGACCAAAAUAUGUCGCUAACGAAGAUGUUACCUACGAUUUUAUAAUAAAUAAACUAGAAAGAUACUUUCACCCGAAGCAGGACGUGCAUUUUUAUGUUACUAAAUUUCAAUUGAGAAAACAGAGGUAUACAGAAACAUUUUUUGAGUAUGUAACUGCUUUGCGUAAGAUUAUGGCGAAUUGUAAUUUUUCAAGAAAAAAUCAACUUCGUAAAUUACGAAACCAACUUAUUUCGGGAUGUGACGAGGAUCUGAAAUCAAAAUUUAAUCCACAUUCCAUGUCGUUGUCGCAAUUAUUCGAAGUAGGUCUUCUCUGGGAUGAUUCAAAUAUAAUCAAACCACCUCCACAUCCAAGAAACCACAAAGCAAGAAAAAAUAGAAUUGCAAAAUGUUUCAGAUGUGCUCAAGCUAAAACACUGCAUAAUAAUGAACCUUGUGUUUUUGAUUGGGCGAACUGUUCUCAUUGCAAUGUUAAUGGACAUGUUUCUAUAGCUUGUAAAUAUAAAGACACUAUUUGCGAUAAUUGCAGUGAAAAGGGACAUGUUCAUAAACUUUGCAAAAAGCCUGCUGUUGUCUCUUUAACAUCUUCAUUACAUGAAUUGACUAUAGCUAAUGCCGACUGAAUUAAAAGAUUUCAAAUGAUUGACUUCAUUUUCUCUAUUUUGGAUUGUAAUAUUCUUGAUAUUGAUAUAAUUGAUUUUCAUCUAAGAUAAUUAAUUUUUUUUUCAAAAGUUGUGAAAUGAUUUUUUCCUUUCUUUCCUACUCAAGCCUAACACGUUAAGUAUGAGAAUAAUAGAAUAUAUACAAGGUACAGUAGUCAAUCCUGCAUUUUUAAAAAUUUUAUUGUGUAUUUAUGUAAGUCAUAUUGAAUGUCUUGGGUUUGAAAUUGUCAAAAAUUAAAAAUAUAUCUUUAAGUUAAAAUAUUAUUACAAUUCAUAAAAUUCAUUCAGUAAAAUAAAAAUAUUUUCAACUUCCAUUUACUUUUUAUUGAGGUUUUACACAUCAUUCUCUUCAGAAUUAAAUUUUCUGUAAGUUUUAUUUGAAAGUUUAAUGCAUUUAUUAGGCACCAAUGAAGUUAUUUCACUCUAAACGUAAAAAAGUGUAUUUUGGAGUUGAGUUUUUUGUAUUUAACAUCAGUUAAUGUAAAAAUUAUCACAGUUACAGAUCUGAGACUUAUUUCAUUAAAUUUUUCAUGUCAAUAUAUUCCUAUUAUUCGACUAUCCUAUCCUAUAGUCGAGAAUCGAUGAAGAGCAUCUCAUCGUCAAGUAAGGGAAUAAGAUGGAUGGUUUAUUAAAUUAAACAAAUUAAUAUUUCAGACCUAUAUUUUUAUUUUAUAUAGUAUAUGUAAAUGUUAAAACAUAAUAUAUGUAGUUAGAUAAUACCAAUACUCCUUAAAAAAAAACUACGGUUUUGAGAAUUUUGGAUCUUUUGUCGCAAUAUAAAACACUAAUUUACAUUAAAUUUUUAGACGACGCCAUCUGAAAAUUGUUCGAUCUGUAUUUAUUUAUUUACCGAAAGGUACGUUUUGAGUUUUCCAUUUAGUGAAAGUGACAGUUCCGUACUGCAAAACACUUUCGGGACGCUCUGGAGUACACUACUUUAACUUCCUUAAAUGUGACUCUAGCUACUUCAAUGUUGACGGUUGACAGUUUCACUUCGAUGAUUUUGCAUAACCUUAAAUUUUUAAUUUUCUGAAAUUCCGUCAACAUUUAGUAGAAAUAUACAUAUUCCAUCUGCAUCCAAUCCAUUAAAUAUUAAAAUAAGGUACAAUCAACAUUACUUUUUGCAAAUAAUUAAUUGAUAUUGCAAAUAUUAUUAAGUACAUUAUACUGUUCAAUAAAUUAAAUGUAUAAUUCUCUAUUAUUUAUUUUCUUUCCUCAGUGUAAUUGAAAAAGUUUUGGAUUUUAUCCGUCGUCUAAAAAAUGUUGUGUACGCCGCGGCUGAAAUACUACUUUUUUAUCAUUUUCAGUCCUUGGUAUACAAAUAACUAUUUCAAUUUUAUUAAUUCUAUAUUUUUUUUGUUACUGCGCGUCCUAUUUGAUUUGUUUAUAUCUGGUUUUUAUAGUUAUUUACGUUAUAAGUUAUAAGUCCGGCAAGUACCGUAAUAAUAAUUAUACCGGCUUAUAACGUAAAUAACUAUUUUUUUAUACUGUACUGUAAAAUAAUUUUCGAUACAUAAAUAUGAUUAUAUUUUUUGCGAUAAAUUAUGUUUGUAAAAUAUGAGGAAAAUAAGAUUUAGAAAGAAUGACUAUUCAAAUUUACUAAUUUCUUUCACGUGUUUAUUUCGUUCAUUUAGCAUAAGUAAGUUAAAUGUAUAUAAUUUGUACCAAGCAGAAGUUUUUAUAUCAUUAAAUGAAGAUACAGAUAAUAUUUUGACAUAGAACGACAUCCUAACCUAAAUUUUUUGCGCGUUCAAAGUAAGAUUCAUAUUAGUUGCAUUUAAAUUUAUUAAGCAUUUUGUAUACGAAACCUAUAGGCUUGACGCCCAUGAGCUUAGGCUAUGGGCUCCUAUAAUGUUUACUGUACUGUUGUGGUAUCUUUCACACACUGACGUUGGAUUGUGAAAACCGUAGUCGCCAUUCAAACGCUCUGCGACGCGUCUCUAGUUAUUUCGAACCAUUGGGUGCCUCCUCUUCAAGUAAACGCCGCCAAAAAUGUCGCAUUUAUAUCAAUUUUAUAUCACAAGAUGCUAGCACUGUUGUGAACGAGACGUCGACGUUCGCGUAUGAGAAACGCUGACGCUGUGUCCGGUGUUCAGACGUCGAUCAGAACGUUUAUGCUCUAGUCGAAUGUAGAAAUUAAUAGGACACCAAGGCCUUAGCACACAAGAAACGAUUGGAGCAAACUUCGGUGAGUUUGUGAGUAUCUUUUACUCACAGGUCUGUGCGCAAUGAAUAAUCCGGAAAAAUUAGGUAUUUUUUUUUAGGUUUCCCUAAGACUUUGGACAAAAAGGAAAAGAUUUUUUAAAUGAGAGAAUUAGGAGCAUUUGAUAGUUAUUUUUAGUUUUUCCAGAAGACACUUUGGGCCGGAAAUAAAAAAUAUUUUCUAAUCUGAAUUUGCAACCACGGUUUUAAUUAAUAUCUUUUUAUCGAAUCAACGAGAAAAUUCGGGAUUUGAAUUUUCAGAACGAGCAUUGAAAAUCCUUUCGAUUCAAUUUUUUAAAAUUUUUCCGAAUAUUUGGCUGCUAGCUUGAUGGAGCUGGGUUAUGUCACGGUUUAUAUAUCAAAAAUUAUCUGAAAUUUGUACAUAUUUCACAAAAAAUUUAUAUAUAAUCAUUGUAGGACUGAAAUAUAAAUUUUUAAUUGUA